GUGGGUGCGUCAUAGGUACCGCAGUCAGGCCGACUCACCGAGUGUUACAGAAUCGACAAUUUAGCCGAUCCUUGAACGUUGCUGCUCACCUCUGCUGCUGCUGUAGUCUGCGGCUGACGGUAGCGACGGUGGUGGUAGUCGACUGAGUUGUUGGUGUGAGCUUGGGAUGAGGCAGGUGCGAGGUCAUCUUCAAUGGAAGGCACGCGAGAGUGACGCGCCUUAACAGGCUUCUGCAAAACUCACAACCACCCAAGAAACAGCGACAUGUCAUGCAGCGCCAGUCGCCGUAAUGAAUUGGACCGGCGGCACUCUCCAAUGCACCAAACACGCUAACAAAGGCGUGAUACAGAAACAGAAAGCUCACUUUGCGCGUGCACGCACGCAGCAGCAGCAAAGUCCAGGUAUACCAGCAGUGCCAUUUCGUCCAGACUAUUUGCAGUAUGGCGAUGACUAUGAGCUUGGGCAGCGCCUUAUUUCGUUCGACACAGGUUCAGUGCGACAUAUGGGCCACUCGACUGAGAAACGCCGAGAGGAAGGUCAACGUUUGCCCACAACACAACAGUCUCGACGUACAUCCGGCUAUAGCAACCUCCAGGGGAGAAGUCUGCGUGCCUUGCCGAGUAGGCGAAACAGCAGAUCUGAAAAUGAAUGGCAGCAGGAGAGGAAGAGGCAGGACGCAAAUACUGAAACGGAGACCCAAUUCCUCGAGGCUAAUAAGAAACGACUGUUGAGGCAACAAGACUGGAUUGGCGUUGCCCCCUCACGACCUGUUGAUAUGCACUUCCUGUCAAUCAAGGAAAAGAGUCGUAUUGGCAAGCGCAGGAAGCUCGAGGGACAUAGCAAAGCAUCAACUCGCCACCACAGUCCGACUACAUUCCUGCGUCGGCCCACCCAAGAUGAGCUCGCAGGUCACGAUGACGCCUUUAUGAGCGGUGCUCUGCCUGUACUCCCCGCUGCUGACAAGAUUCGAAUUCAAAUUGGAUCAGAUGCAUUGACGACUGCCGCAUCAACGCAGCCUAAUGAAUACGCUCGAUCACAGACCAACUCAGACUCCAUGCUUUUUGAUGAAGAGUGGGAGGAUGCAGUGCAAGUACCAGAUUCAGGAACUCCCCGGGAUCUUACUCGCGCAAACUUGCAACUGACUGUCCCUCCACCUGUACAGCCUGACAGAAGCUACUCGCCGGAGCCGGGCCCUUACGCACGCAACUAUCUUACAGAACGCUCGGACAAUUAUGCAGCUGAGCGUGUUCGACAUACUUCAGCUGAGUUGAAUGCACUGAAUCAGUCUACUCACGAAAGCGAAUCUACCGGCCCAAGCUACCGACUCACGCACCAUGUAGGAGGUGCCGAGCGUCCUCUGAAGCUAGUCUUCGGCGAUGAACAUCCUUCAGUAGCCAGUCCUAUAGCGUCUGUCACUUACCAAACUGGCGAGCUGCAGCGUGUUCAUGCAGACCUUGCUGCCGAAGAAAUCGAGACAGGCCAUGCACCCUGCUACAUCGGUGAGCCUCGUCAGCUCGAUGUCAGAAGGUAUCCAAAUCCACAUUCGAUCGACGAUGAUGAGCCAUGGAAGCUGUACUUGGACAUAGGUACAUCGAGCUCUGGCCACGUCCAUGUGGAAGAUGGGACCGGAACGAGCGUCCCGCAGCCUCACGUUCCUGCACGAAAUACACGAGCUGAUCGCACAAGCUGGCCACAGCAUACUGCCCAGAGUCAUCUUACGCACGUCAACUUGUCGAAAUUCUCCGCCUCUUUCCCUGCUGUAAAUCGGCGAAGUGGACGUGUUCCAUACGCACGAAUCUUUCCGCGGACCGAUGCUGUGAAGGAGGUCGACAAUGAUGAGGCUCUCUGGCAAUCCUGGGUACUCGAUAGCGACCCGCAGUCUGCAAACGGGGUAAUCCACACUCACGAUGAAACAAGUGAGGACUCGAUGUCGCACGCAACAAAAGCUUGUGCUUCGACCAGACUGCCGCGUUCCAACGCUGUCACCUCUGUGAGCACGAUACCAUUUUCAUCCACACCGUUCAAGUCGUUAUCAGGACAGGCUUCGCGCAUAAGCGACGACGUACGGUACUUACUACACUCAGGGUCCCGGUCGAUCACCUCAGUGGCUCCAUAUGGCGUGUCGAGUCGUGUCGAGUCGCCAAGCGAGGACGAUGUCCCGGGUGAAAACCAGGGCGAGAAGACACCUGCACACAGCCGCUUCGGCGAGCAGUCGACCCAUGCCUCAUUGCAAAACCAUUUGUCUCAUGGUAGUGCUAUGUCCAGUGACACAGAAACGUCCCGCAACGAUCUGGACCAGUACAGCCGUGCAUGGGACGAUGGUUCGAGGGGCCCGCACGCGAGUGGGGGCGCUGAUUGGCAACGAGGUCGGAGUUCAUCUAUACGGGACAUACCAGACAGCGAUUGAGCGGAUAUCGAAAUUGUCGACGCCGAUAAGUCGAUGUAGGUUUGUUUCAUGGCAGGAGGUCGGUGGGGGAGACGCGUCCCUUGAUUCGAAUUUCGGCAUCUUUUCCGUUCGUUGGGGCAGGUG
This is a messenger RNA of Didymella exigua CBS 183.55, 2530 nucleotides long. RefSeq lists its product as uncharacterized. The record is from RefSeq and is a predicted model, not a curated record. The transcript has 2 exons. Bases 290 to 2407 code for a protein of 705 amino acids. Lineage: Eukaryota; Fungi; Ascomycota; Dothideomycetes; Pleosporales; Didymellaceae.